AUGGCGGAGAAGAUCCUGGUGACCGGCGGAGCUGGCUACAUCGGCAGUCACUGUGUGCUGGAGCUGGUGGAGGCUGGCUACGUCCCCGUGGUCAUAGACAACUUUCACAACGCCAUCCGAGGGGCAGACGCGCUCCCUGAGAGCCUCCGGCGUGUGCAGCAGAUCGUGCGCCAGCCCAUCCUUUUCCAGGAACUAAAUAUCACCGAUGAGGCAGCGCUGCAGGAGCUCUUCAGUCAGCACCGUUUCUCAGCCGUGAUGCACUUUGCGGGGCUGAAGGCGGUGGGAGAGUCCGUGCAGAAAAAAAUGAACCUCACGGGGACCAUCCGGCUGCUGGAGACCAUGAGAGCCCACGGCGUGAGGAACAUCGUGGUCAGCAGCUCUGCCACCGUCUACGGAGACCCCAGGUACCUGCCCCUGGAUGAGAACCACCCUGUUGGAGGCUGCACCAACCCCUACGGCAAAUCCAAAUACUUCAUUGAGGAGAUGAUUCAAGAUCUCUGCAAAGCAGAGAAGGACUGGAACGCUGUUCUCCUGCGCUAUUUCAACCCCAUCGGUGCCCACGAGUCAGGCAUGAUCGGAGAAGAUCCUCAGGGGAUCCCAAACAACCUCAUGCCCUACGUGGCGCAGGUGGCAGUGGGGCGCCGAGAAUUCCUGAGCGUGUUUGGGAACGACUACGAGACGGAUGACGGAACGGGCGUCAGGGAUUAUAUCCACGUUGUGGAUUUGGCCAAGGGCCAUAUCGCUGCUUUAAAGAAGCUCAAGGAGAACUGUGGCUGCAAG
Messenger RNA from Apaloderma vittatum (bar-tailed trogon), 780 nucleotides. It is a transcript of the gene GALE, whose product is annotated as UDP-galactose-4-epimerase. The record is from RefSeq and is a predicted model, not a curated record. Gene Ontology annotation, molecular function: UDP-glucose 4-epimerase activity. Gene Ontology annotation, cellular component: cytosol. Gene Ontology annotation, biological process: beta-D-galactose catabolic process via UDP-galactose, Leloir pathway. NCBI's taxonomy places the organism in Eukaryota, Metazoa, Chordata, Aves, Trogoniformes, Trogonidae.